AUGGGUGCUGCCAUCUCAAGAGUAGUCGUAAGACAGGAAUUGGAAAAUAUGAAGGCUGAUUUGGAAAACAAAAGUCUUCAAGAUGUGAUAAAACAAAGUCAAGAAGACCUGAAGUUAUUAGAAAACUCUGCUCUUGACAUCGCCAUCACAGGGGUUUCAGGGGCUGGUAAAUCAUCCCUUGUCAACGCCCUGCGAGGAAUGACAGACUAUGAAAAAGGUGCAGCUGAGACUGGGGAGGUGGAAACAACAACAGAGCCAAAGAAAUAUCCACAUCCCACAUUCUCAAAAGUUGCAAUAUGGGAUCUACCAGGCAUUGGGACAUCUCAAUUUGAAGCAAAGGAAUACCUGAAGAAGGUGAAUUUUAAGGAGUAUGAUUGUUUCAUCAUCGUUGCCUCAAAUCGCUUCACUGAGAAUGAUGUCUUCCUGGCCCGUGAAAUUCAUAAAAUGAGGAAGAAAUUCUACUAUGUGCGCACCAAAGUGGAUGUCAGUAUAGAUUCUGAAAAAAGAAAACCAGACUUCAGUGAGGAGAAAUGCCUGGAAGAGAUUAGGAAGUACUGCUGUGAUAAUCUGAAAAAAGAAGGAGAAUCUAAUCCACAAGUUUUUCUCAUCUCCAGAUGGGAUUUGAAUAUGUAUGAUUUUCCCUUCCUGCAAGUGACUUUGGAGAAUGACUUGGAUGGUCUCAAGAGAGAGGCUUUAAUUCUGGCUAUGCCAGCUUUCUCCAAAGAAGUCCUGAAGAAGAAAAAGGCUGCUGUGGAAGUCCAUAUCAGGAAUGUAGCCCUUGUGUCUUGUGGCAUUGGGGCCAUUCCUGUCCCUGGCCUCUCUCUUGCCUGUGAUCUUGGCAUCUUGGUGGCAACCAUGAGACAUAUCUGCAAGGUCUUUGGCUUGGAUGAAGAUUCCCUCCAUAGACUUGCAAACCGGGUUGGCAUACCUGUUGAUGUCUUGAGAUCAGCUAUCAAAAAGUCUCCGAUGGCCAGCCAAAUCACCAAGGAAUUUGUACUUGAUCUGUUGACAAAGUCAUUAGUGUGUGGAACACUGAUGGCAGUCGAAUUUGUUCUUGAUUUUGUACCAGUGUUGGGCUCUCUAACUGGUGGAGGGCUUUCUUUUGUAACUACCUUCUACAUCCUGGAGAACUUUCUGUAUGAUGUUGCGGAAGAUGCUGAGAACGUCCGGGCAAAAGCUGCAGAGUUCCAACCUGAGUUAAGUGCCAAGAAACACACAGAGUGA
This is a messenger RNA of Euleptes europaea (tarantolino), 1224 nucleotides long. RefSeq names its product interferon-inducible GTPase 5-like. The transcript has a single exon. The coding region runs from base 1 to 1224 and encodes 407 amino acids. Lineage: Eukaryota; Metazoa; Chordata; Lepidosauria; Squamata; Sphaerodactylidae. Gene Ontology annotation, cellular component: membrane. The record is from RefSeq and is a predicted model, not a curated record. Gene Ontology annotation, molecular function: GTPase activity; GTP binding.